Messenger RNA from Hippocampus comes (tiger tail seahorse), 1274 nucleotides. RefSeq names its product 3-oxo-5-beta-steroid 4-dehydrogenase-like. The record is from RefSeq and is a predicted model, not a curated record. NCBI's taxonomy places the organism in Eukaryota, Metazoa, Chordata, Actinopteri, Syngnathiformes, Syngnathidae. The transcript has 9 exons. The coding region runs from base 119 to 1099 and encodes 326 amino acids. Gene Ontology annotation, molecular function: Delta4-3-oxosteroid 5beta-reductase activity. Gene Ontology annotation, biological process: bile acid biosynthetic process.
GGCAGGCAGAAAGCACGACUCGUUGCCAGAUGUAAAUACCAGAUAUUGCAGCGUGGAGCAUUCGGCGCACACGGUGCGCAGCUAAGAAACUCAUUUAAUCAUUCACAAUUUGAUCAACAUGAACUGGACUGCCGAGAGUCACGCUGUCCCCCUUUGCGACGGGAUGAGCAUGCCUGUGAUAGGACUGGGUACUUACGCAGAUCCGCGCACGACCCCGAAAGAAAGUGCAUACCGUGCUGUAAAAGUGGCUAUUGAGACGGGAUACAGACACAUUGAUGGCGCUUUGGUUUACUUCAACGAACACGAAGUGGGGCAAGCCAUCAGGGAUAAAAUAGCUGAUGGAACUGUCAAAAGAGAAGACAUUUUCUACUGUGGAAAGCUCUGGAAUACCUUCCAUCCGCCUGAACUGGUCCGACCUGCUCUGGAGAGAACUUUGAAGACCUUGCAACUGGAAUACGUCGACCUCUACAUCAUUGAACUGCCCACGGCCUUUAAGCCGGGAGAUAACUUCUACCCAAAGGAUGAGCAGGGGAAGUACAUUUAUCAUGACACAGACCUCUGUGCUACUUGGGAGGCUUUGGAAGCGUGCAAAGACGCCGGGUUGGCGAAAUCUCUCGGGGUGUCCAACUUCAACAAGCGGCAGCUGGAGUUGAUCCUCAACAAACCUGGACUGAAGCACAAACCGGUUUCAAAUCAGGUUGAAUGUCAUCCGUAUUACACUCAACCAAAGUUGCUGGAGUAUUGCCGGCAGAAAGAAAUUGUCAUCGUGGGAUACAGCCCGUUGGGGACUUGCAGAGACGCAUCCUGGGUCAACUUAACCUGCCCGCCACUAUUGGAGGAUGAACUUCUCGUGUCUCUGGCUAAGAAGUACAACAAGACCGCAGCUCAGCUUGCCCUCAGGUUCAACGUGCAGAGGGGAGUCGUGGUCAUUCCAAAGAGCUUCAGCCCACCUCGUGUUCGGGAGAACUUCCAGAUCUUUGACUUCUGCAUUUCCGAAGAGGACAUGAAGGCCAUUGAGGGGCUGAACAAGAAUAUUCGCUUUGUGGAACUUCUCAUGUGGGCUGACCAUCCGGAAUAUCCCUUCCAUGAUGAUUAUUAGACACCAAUUUUAAGAUGUACAUGUCAGCUGCUUCUCAAUCAUGUCGCAUGUGCUUUGGAGUUUUACCGGUAUGUAAGUCAGGGCUGUCAAACUUAUUUUAGCUCGAUGGGUGCACUUGGGACAAUUUGAUCUCAAGUGGGUCAGAGCAGUAAAACACAGGGCUCCAACAAACCAA